AUGGUGUCAGGAUUUCCAAAACCGAUUAUUCGGUGGAAGAAAGAUGGCAUUAUUGCCUUGGACAAUAAAAACAGUGGUAUACGACUGAUUGAAAAUGGACAAGGAUUAGAAAUUGUGGAAGCAAAACUUGAGCAUGCUGGUGUUUGGACUUGUGAAGCAUCGAAUGCCGCUGGAAAUGCACAUUAUGAAAUAAAUUUGGAUAUCUGGACGCUUCCAACCGUAUCAAUUUAUCCAGAAGAUAACGUCAAACCAGUCGAUAGUUCUGUAGUAAUCAAAUGUGAGGUCAGAGGUAAUCCCGAACCUUCAAUAUCUUGGAGUAAAGAUGGACAACCACUUAUUACAUCUUUUGAAGGAGCAAGAAUUUCUUUCAAAGGUGCCAGGUUGGACAUUCCUCGACUGAAGCAGUCUCAUGUAGGCGAAUACACGUGUACUGCGGUUAACGAAGUUGGCACCUCCUUUGCAACUGUUCUUGUUGAUGUUUUAGUUCCACCAAUGAUUAAUCGCGAUAACAUCGAGAUGAGUCCACGUUUACCAACAGCUCAAACGUUGACAUUAAUCUGUGACGUGAGAGGCAAACCAUUACCACAAAUAUCAUGGCUAACUUGGAUUGGAUUAGCUUUUAGGUAUGUAAAUGAUACGUUACUACGUGAAACGCAUUCAAAUGUGAUAAUUGGUGAAGGUGGUCGUUAUCUUCAGGUAAGUGAUAUCAAUUUACGUGAUCGUGGUGCAUACAAAUGUGUUGCAACAAACAUUGCGGGAAAAGAUGAACUUUUGUAUACCGUAGCGAUCGUUCAAGCUCCAACGGUGCUUAAUGGUGGCACACAACAAGUUGUGGAGGGUGAAGAAGCAAGGAUUUUGUGUGACGUAAGUGGUGAACCAACGCCUAUAGUUACGUGGCAACGAAACGGAAUACGUAUUGAAACUGGAAUAAGAUAUAUAAUUGAAGACCAGACUCUUCGUUUACCGGAUGUUCGCAGUUCAGAUUCUGGCUUGUAUGUCUGCAUGGCCACAAAUGAAGCCGGAUCAGCACAACAAGCAUUUACCCUUGAAGUCUUAGUUGUUCCUCGAAUUGUUACAACAUCUCCAAACGAAUCAGUUGUUCCAGUCGGUACUCCGUUCAGUUUGAAAUGCGGUGCACGUGGUUACCCAUCCCCUGACAUAAUCUGGUCCGUCAACGAGCACGUAAUUGGUGAAAACGACGAAGUUUACUCCGUUGCGGAAGACGGAACUUUGUUUGUUGACGAGGUCACUGAACAGAAACGUUUAGUUUUCAAAUGCAGAGCUGAGAACAACGCUGGCUCACACGUCAAAGAAUAUAUCGUUGAAACAAUUGGCCCACCGAUCGUGACAAAAAAAGGUAUUAAAACAAUUAAUACAACAGAAGACGAACCGACAUUAUUACUUUGUGAAAUUGAAGGACAAAUUCCUGAAAUUUUAUGGUUUAAGGAUAAUGCGCCACUUGUGCUGAAGCCCAACGUAGAGUUAAGUGCAGAUCGAACUCAAUUGAAAAUACACAAUUCCAAACUUCACGAUGAAGGCUUGUACAGCUGCGUUGCAGUGAAUCAAGCUGGAAACGCAACGCAAAAGCAACAGCUUUACGUUGGUGUACCACCACGAAUAACAGAAAAACCACGUCGAAUUGUGGUAAAAAGUGGUCAAGCGGCUGAAAUGUGGUGUGAAGCAGUUGGCAUUCCAACACCACAUAUUACGUGGUUAAAAGAUGAUAAAGCUUUACUGCAAACAGCGUUGGAUGAUCACACGGAAUUGUUGAAGUCGACUGCCUUCUUCGCAAAUGUCUCCAGCAGAGAUGCAGGUGUAUACACAUGUAAAGCAGAAAAUUGGGCUGGUACUAGCUACAAAGAUGUCGAUCUAGUCGUUCUCAUUCCACCUGAAAUUCAUCCUGAACGCAUGAAUAUCACGGCAAAUGUUGAUGAAACGGUCACGUUAACGUGUAACACAACAGGCACACCAGAACCUGUGGUUUCUUGGAUGAAAAUGCCAAAUAUUGAUAUUAUUGGCAGUGAAGAGAAGUAUAGAAUUUACGGCACAACGUUACAUAUCAAAAAUGUUGGCUCAGAAGAUGAUGGAUUUUAUCACUGCGUUGCAAAAAGUAAUGCAGGUCAAGCAAUUGGUUCAAGAAGACUUAUUGUCAAAGUUCCGAAGAAAGAUUACAAAGUGAUUUGGGUGGAAUGUGAUGAGUUGGGUCAACCGAUCAAGACAACUUAUGUUCCAGCACGUGGUGAUGUUCCUGAAGACGGUAAAACUUUUCUACCGUGGAAACAAGAAUAUCAGGAUCUCCCAGAGAACGGAACAAAUGGAGUAUUGAUUAAAUGUCUGCCUGGAGGUCGGGAAACAAGAGAUACUGCUUUUGCAGCAAUUCCACGGUUCACCAGAUCUCCAAAAAGCCAGGCAGUGUCUCCAGGGAGUUUUGCCAGCCUUCACUGCAGCGCUAUCGGUCAUCCUACUCCGCACAUUAUGUGGAUGCGACACGGAGCUUAUAUUAAAAACAGGUCAUAUUCUACAUCAGGUCAUUCAAUUUUACGCGUGAAGAUAGAGAGUGACGAUGAUGUAGGUGAAUAUAUUUGCUUGGCUCAGAAUACUGUUGGUGCUGCUACAAGUAUCGCCACGUUAACUAUGAAAGGAAGAAAAGUGGAAAAAGUUCACGCACGUUCAGUUGCUUUAUUAAAUUGCAUGCUUAAUGAUCAAAUUUUGAAUCAAAACGUUGUUUGGAAAUUCUUUGGUUCAUCAUUAAACAAUUCGAAUGGAAAAGUUAAUAUAAUGCGGAAUGGUUCACUUGUUGUUUAUGAUGUUACCAAAAGUAAUUUGUUGGAUAUAUCCCCUUAUCAUUGCUACACAAAAAAUGGUAAAGGAGAAAUCGGUGUAAAUUUAAUGCAAAUAUUAGAGGAAGUACCACAUGUACACGUCAGCCCAAAACAAAUUCUCGCCAAUUUAAAUGAAUCGUUAACUUUGAACUGUAUAACAAACUUUGACCCGCUCACAACAUCAAUACAUUGGACAAAAAAUGAUGGCAAAGUGAAGAAUGAUGAAAGAAUCAGAAUACUCAUAAAUAAUUCUCUUCAUAUCUCGAAAUUAUUACUUUCCGAUCGUGCGAUAUUUAAAUGUAUUGCAUCUAAUCGUUAUGGAAAAUCAUUUGAUGACGUAAAAGUUAUUGUAAGAGAUGGCCCGUUAGAUGUGAUCAACAAAAUUGAAGGGACAGUAAACGGGAAAAGAAUAAAACGUGAAGCAGUGAUGAUGAGCGUAGACCCUCAAUUAGAAUUUAACGUAGUGACAGUGAAUACUAAAAGUUUCUUUAAUAAUGAAGGGUCUCCAGAAUCCAGCGCAGAUACAUUGCUGAGUUAUAUGUUGGCGGCUUCACCUCAGCUUGCGUUCAAUCCAUGGCAAAAGAAAUCUCUUGCUGAAAUGGAAUUUCAUCGAAUCACAAACUAUCAUUUUGAAAGUGGCCAAAAUUUACGUAUAAAUCAAGAAUGGCAAACUUUGAAUGAAAAUUACUCAAAACUUAAUGUUAACAUCGACGGACAAGUGCCACACAUCAAAAAUGACGUAAAUACGUGCUAACU
Molecule: messenger RNA, 3578 nt
Organism: Thelazia callipaeda (thelaziosis nematode)
Lineage: Eukaryota; Metazoa; Nematoda; Chromadorea; Rhabditida; Thelaziidae
Source: the annotation of a GenBank genome assembly